AGGAUGAGCGCUGAUCUGGAGCGCGUUUCGCUCAACACAUCGGUGAACUCGGCCGGCUCGGGCGGCCGUGCGCUUUCGGCAAACGUCCGGAGGCUCCACAACACUCUCAACCUGCUGCUCAGCGACCUGGAGAGAGAGCAGUUCAUCCACUGUCUCAAUGUGUACCACGCCAAGCGCAACGUCUUCGACCUGGUCCAAACUCUUAAAGUAAUUCUUAACACGCCCGGCAAACGACAGCUGCUGCCCAUGCUGCGCCUGGUCAUCCCGAGGUCCGACCAGCUGCUGUUUGACCAGUACACCUCCGAGGGACUCUACCUGAAGACAGAGCUGCUCCCCAGCAACGGUAGCGCGGAGGGCUUUGGAGAUGAGGGCGACUCGACUCUGCAGAAAUAUGUCAGCUCCAUCCAUGAACAGCCCCUCACCUCAGGCUGUCCGGACGGUUACAGCGCCGCCGCGGAGUUGUCGGCUUCCAUGACCCAGCCGUUUUUCGAGGGUCACUUCGGUGAAGUGCGCAAAGUCACCCUGACGCGCUCCAGGAGCCACGAGGGUCUGGGCUUCAGCAUUCGCGGGGGGUCGGAGCACGGCGUGGGGAUCUAUGUGUCCCUAGUGGAGCCUGGCUCAUCGGCCGAGAGAGAAGGACUGAGGGUGGGAGACCAGAUAGUGACCGUGAACGACAUGAUGUUUGACAAUGUCACUCACAUAGACGCGGUUAAGGUGCUUAAGGGAUGCAAGAAGCUGUCCAUUUCAGUGUGUUCCAUGGGUCGGAUCCCUGGAGGCUACAUCACCAACCAUGUGUACAGUUGGGUGGACCCUCAGGGACGGAGUGUCUCCCCGCCACCUGACAGCCAGGAGGCCAACCAGUGGCAAGGACAUGGCAUGGAGGAGAGGACGGUAAACCUGAAUAUGGACGACGGUCGCUCUCUGGGCCUAAUGAUCAGAGGUGGUGCUGAGUAUGGACUGGGGAUCUACAUCACUGGAGUGGACCCUGGAUCUGCUGCAGAUGCUGGUGCAUUAAAGGUGGGUGACCAGAUCCUGGAAGUGAAUGGUCAGAGUUUUGUCACCAUCUCCCACGACGAGGCAGUUCACAUCCUCAAAACAGGACACCACCUGCUGAUGAAAGUGAGGGAUGUGGGUCGUUUGCCUCAUGCACGCACAGUGGUUGAUGAGACCAAAUGGAUCUGCAGUCAGGCCAUAGCUGAGACCAAUGCUACAGCUAACCCAAGUUCUGUUAUGAACCCCACUGUCAAUGCUGGCGUCCACGUUAGUGUCAGUGCCAGUACCUGCAGUACAAGACCAUCUUCAGGCAGAGCCACACCUGUAUUAGGAAAGCCAGCAGCAUACAGAGGUGUGGGCCCACCAGGUGCUCAGGUGUCCCUGGAGCAGCAGGCCUACAUGCUGCUAACGGAGCCAGAGAGGCAGACCAUGGCCUACUACCUGCAGGAGUACCAGGAGGGACACAUAGGAGUGGAGCCGCUGGCCAUGGCUCUGUUUGAGCUCUUCAACACACAUGCAAAGCUGUCCAUGUUGUCUGAGGUGAGGAGUCUGGUGGCUCCCCAGGACCUGGAGUUAUACGACAGGCUCGUGUUGCACCGUGAGAGGGAGGCCAACCAGGCCUGGCAUGGAGGCCUAGGAGUGAUGCACCCACAGGGCCACUGCAACCACUUGUCCACUGUGAUCCAUGAUGUGGGAAACACAGUCCCUGCUACGACUGACAGCUCUGUUGGUGGCUGGACAGAAAAAGACCAAGAGGAGAACACUAAUACCUUGAAAAACAUUUCACUGGAUGAAAUGCAGGCUUCAGGUGAAUCUCCUAAAUUCUUCAGGGCUGCCCCUCUCCAGGCUCAGAACAGGCCGCCCAGGGAGAAGGAGCUCAGCCGGAAGCCUUCAGCCCGUCGGGUGCAGCCCGGCUCCAGCCUGCUUUUCAGUGGCCCCACCCGGCUGCUCCAGGACUGCCUCCACAAGUCACUCAAAUCCCUCCCCACCAUCCAGCAGCCCUCACCAACCUCUGCCCACCACACAUGCGCUGGUGCCAGCUACCACACUUCCCUCAAUGCACUCCAUCAUACCUGCCAGAGUUCCCCUCAACUCUCUGACUCUGAACACCACAACCAUCUCCACUUCGCUCAUCACUUCCACCCCCAUGCUGCCCACGGCCGGCCUAGUUCAGGACACCACACCUGCCCGGGCUUUCUGCAUCAUCGGGACUCCUCCGGCUCUGCUAAGCCAGAGGCAUCUGUCAAGCUCACUUGCAGAUCCAGCUCCUAUGAGAAGUCCUCCAUCUUGUCAAAGUCUGCGUCCUCUUCCAAAGCAGCAUCUCCCAUACCAUCGCCUCAUCUAUCACCCCACCCCUCACCAUGUCCCUCUCCAUGCCCCUCUCUCAUUACACCUGCUGCUCCGCCCUGUAGUCCUGACCAGCCCUGCUCACCUGCCCUCACCCAGAAGGUCAUCAUAACAGACAUGAACCGGCUGUCUGCAGACUCCAGACCACAGCAGAGAGGGGCCACCCUGUCCCAACUGUCUGAUAGUGGCCAGACUCUGAGUGAGGACAGCGGUGUGGAUAUAGCCGAGGCAGGAGGCCUCAGUAAGGACGGCAGCCCUCGACCUAGCAAGAACCAGCAAGGCCAUCUGGAACAGCCAGGGGCCCAUGCGCCUCCUCCAGGGUCCACCAGACAACAGACAAGCUCACCGGUCCCAGUUCCCACUGCUACCUUGGUACGAGUGGUGAAAAAUGCCAACACACUUGGCAUCGCUAUAGAGGGGGGUGCCAACACACGCCAACCUUUGCCGCGCAUAGUAACCAUUCAGAAAGGAGGCUCAGCUCAUAACAGCGGUCAGCUGAAGGUGGGUCACGUUAUCCUGGAGGUCAAUGGCAUUCCCCUGAGAGGACGGGAGCACAAGGAUGCUGCCCAGAUUAUAGCCGAGGCCUUCAAGACCAAGGAGAAGGACCACAUUGACUUCCUGGUGGUUGAGCCAGGACUCUAGUAUGAGGACUCUGCACUUUAUGCGGGUUGGCUGAAGAGGACAAUGUUUUCCUGCUUUUAGGAAACUGUAUGAACUUCACAUGAUGUUGUCCUAUAAUCAUGGCCCUCAUUUUGUUUGCAGGGAGAGGAUUGGUAAAAGAUAUUUGUUGACUGCACUCUACUGAGAUUUGCACAAUUUAAAUUUAGAAAAUAAUAAUAUAAUUAAUAUCUGCCAUAGAAGUCAUACAUGCAUCAAAUGAUAUUUGCAUCGGUUUCAUUAGUCUUCAAACCCUGAAACCCUGAACCAGGAGGACUGGGUUAGUACUGAUAUUGUGGUUGUCACACCCAGUAAUAUCAAAAACAGCCAAUUGUCUUACAGUCAGGAAGUCAGUGUUCAAGUGUCUUGUAUUUUUUGUUCUUGCGACAAUUUUUGGAGAGGCAGUGCUGCUCUGGAGGCAGAUGUAGCUCUUAAAGGAUAAAUUGGUUAAAUUCUAGCAAGGACCUUAUCUUUUUCAUUUUCAUCUCUGUCACCAAGAAUAACAUUGUACUCUCCAAUUAAACACUGUGAUGUUUUAACAUGCAGACAAACCGGGCAGCAAACUCAACCAGACAUGUUGAAAACAAGUAAACAGUUUAGCCAGAUAAGAUACUGCUUCUUUUGGAGGUAAAACCAAAAGUGAACACACCUGAAUCAAAGUGCAUUCAGUAGAGUGGGGAUCUCUGACAGGUGGCUGCGCUGUGGACGCCAGAGCUGAUCGCAGCCACUCUAGACAUGUGGCACAACUGUGCCCGGUGGAAUUGUCUGCAGCUCCCUGAAGCUCCUUUGACCGAAUAAGUAAGAUGUCUAAAAAAGAGGUAACCACUGUAAUAUUUUCACUGGGCUCAAUUGUGGUUUACUGUUUACUUACCUGUUUUCCAGCCCAUCAGUGACCGUACCUGACACAUCACCCAAAAAAAAAAAAAAAGGCAUCCUCUCCAGUGGAUGGUAUGUAUGCUAUGUGAUUUUGUUGAGGUCCUGCAGCCCCCACUGGCUGGUUAAGAGAAUUGAUGUGUCAGCAGUCAGUGACAAUAUAAAACAGUCAGUAAAACAGGUUUUUCAACAAUUGUUAAUCAUUUCCACCACAAGAGGUCCUUGAGCAUGCAGUCACAAAAGUGCAUGCAAAAUAUUAGGCUGAUUGGUCUGGUAGUUUGCGUGAUUAGUUGCAGACAGACAAAUACACACAUGCAUGAAAACACACACACAGACACGAUCAGAGAGUGAUAAAAAUCUGUCCUUGCACUGGAACUAGUUGUGCACAUUGCUACUGACAUCUCAGAUGUGUUCACUUUUGGUUUUGACUCAAAAUAAUGUGGUAGCUAAUCUGCCUGAAGUAAUGGGUUUGUUUACAACCCGUCUGCACACCCUACCACUUACGUUUCUUGUUUUUCUGUCGCACUUCCUUCAAUGUCACCACAUUUUGAGAUGUCAGCAAUCAAUUGGGUGAGAAUGUUCGAACUUUUAAAAACUG
Molecule: messenger RNA, 4468 nt
Organism: Epinephelus moara (kelp grouper)
Lineage: Eukaryota; Metazoa; Chordata; Actinopteri; Perciformes; Serranidae
Product: whirlin-like
Exons: 12
Coding region: 4-2982 (992 amino acids)
Biological process (GO): auditory receptor cell stereocilium organization; sensory perception of sound
Cellular component (GO): stereocilia ankle link complex; photoreceptor inner segment; cilium
Molecular function (GO): protein binding
Source: RefSeq, a predicted model, not a curated record